GGUGUUCCUCCUGAGAGAUUAGCGGGUUGCUGAGAAAAAUACGGCAUAAAGUUUCCACUAGUGAUCUGAGAAAACUUGCAACCGUUGCUUUUCCGACAAAGUUCUCCUUGAGAGUUUGUUGAGCAGUUUAUUUUUCUUUGGCUUUACUUGGGGAAGGCUGCCUUCACUUUUUGGGCUGGGCCCGCUGGUACAAGUUCAAGCCUGUUUGCGAUCGCCAGAAACACAGAACCUUCCUGAUCUCAACUUUCUGAACUUCAGAGAGUUUCAUCCAUUGCUGAAGACAUUUAAUAACUCUCAAGAAACAGUCCCAAUGAUUGAACAAAGCCUAAAUUCUAUUACUGAGGAUGAACAGAGGAUUACAAAAACUUCUAAUAAAAAAGAUUCUAAAAAUAUUUCUUUUAACUCGGAGCCAGAAAAUGCAGGGGUGGAAGAAAAGACGAAGAAAAGUGGCAAGUUGCUUAAUCAACAGUUACAGUCUCUGAACCUGGAUGCAGAGAUCUUUGAAACUAAAAGGAAAACUAGUCUAACCAGAUCAAAGACUUAUGAUGCAGUCUUUCCAUCCAGUCCUACAGAAUAUGAAACAAAACUUGAAAGAAAAAAAAAUUCCAACCCUUCAAAGACAAAUGCAAUCUAUCAUAAGAUCUUUAAAGAUAUUGAAAAGGAUGAAUCAUUAAAACAAAGUUUUACUUGUGCUUUACAAAAGGACAUUCUAUACCAAGGGAAAUUGUUUGUGUCUGAAAACUGGAUUUGCUUUAAUUCCAAAGUCUUUGGAAGAGAUAUAAAGAUUACGAUACCUACCUUUUCUGUGACUCAGAUCAAGAAACACAAAACUGCCUUGCUGGUGCCAAAUGCUUUGUGCAUAUCAACUGAACUUGAAAAGUUUAUGUUUGUUUCACUGCUGUCCAGGGAUACAACCUACAAACUUCUGAAAUCUGUUUGUUUACAUCUGGAGGAGAGAUCUGAUGAUAUCAGUUCAAAUCCAUCCCUUGCUGAAAAUAAUUUCAGAGCUGAGCGUCCAACAUCAUUGCCUCUAGAAUUCAAUAUAGAAGAUUUGCCAGAUCUUCCAACAGUAUGCAGAAGACGGGAAUUGGAACAAUCCAGUAGUUCUGGGUCUCAGACUCCAGAGUCUGAAAAUUCGCAAGAGUUUACCAGUGCAACCCAAGCAUUACUGAAAAUGGAGAAGAAUGCCAUUCCUGUACAUGCUGAUGUUCACAUAAAAGAAAUGUCUGAUGUGAAGAGAAGCUUUCAUGAGAGCAGACAUUCGUUGAUAUGGGGAUUAUUACACAAAAUGAGAGCUAAUGGUAAACAGCAUCUUUCUGUGAAUAACUUACUGGUGCUCUAUCUGGUUAUAGUCAUUGUGCUAGUCUUUUCAUCUUUCUACAUGGGCAUGAAAAUCUUUGCUUUGGAGCAGCGCCUAGCUUCACUGGGAGCAUUGCCAGAAUAUCAUGCACAUCACAAAGAUUCUUUCAUUCAGCGUGACAUGGGUUUACCAUACCAAGUUAAUACAGAUGCGAUCUAUGAUGAAUUAACAGAAAAUCUUGCAAAACUGGAAAAGAUACAGAAGAAUCUGCAAAAGCUUCUUGAAGGAACAGAAUGAAAUUCUGCACUUUUAAUCACCAGUACAUUUUGUGCCCAGCAAGGUCAUAAAUCUCUGGAAUGUAAUCUGAACUCUGCAGGACAGAGUGAGGAUUGAUAAGCUUCUAUCCUAUAUUUAAUGGAAUUCUGCGUGGCCUUUAAGGAAAAAUGCAAGUUAUCUUUCCUCAACUGUACAAAAAAAAAAUUCCAUUGAUCAAGUUCUUCAUUUGGAAAUUAAACUUUUGGAAAGCAAUCCACAACAUUACAGUGGAAGUACAUAAAUGCCCUUUAAUGUACAUUACAAGAAAUCAACCAUCUAAAAAGUCUAGUCAUUGGCUAUGGAAAGCACUCCAUCAGAGUCAUUAAGAAUGAAGUACAAUAUAUGCAAUAUUCCUUUUGGCUAAUGAUACAAAAUAAACUUUGGACAAGUUAGAAAUUGCUUUUGUAGUUCACCAUUUUCCAAGAAUCUAGAAUAAGCUUUUAUCUUUGGUGUCUGAGCACAACCUGGAGGAGAACAUUGGACAGAGAUGAUCACAUUCACAAUAUAGAACUUGCCAGAUUUUUAAAUGAAAUGGCAAGAAAUGUGCAUGGACAGGCAUGGAGACAAAAUCCUCCAUCCCAUUUCCACUUCAACACAGUGGCCAGAAAAUACUUGGGAUCCAAGAAUUAAAAUCCACCCCAGUGUGUCUGAUUAGCAGAUGCAUUGUGCUAUGACAUUAGAUGCACAAUAGAUUAUUGUACUGAGUAAGUGUACAACUAUUUGCAAUCUGCUAUUUAUACAUUGUAACUGAGAUUUUAAAAUCCUGGAUAUGAUUUCACUUGUUUAUAAAUAAAGUUUUAGCAUAUUAAAA
This is a messenger RNA of Pristis pectinata (smalltooth sawfish), 2426 nucleotides long. RefSeq names its product GRAM domain-containing protein 2B (gene gramd2b). The transcript has 14 exons. Lineage: Eukaryota; Metazoa; Chordata; Chondrichthyes; Rhinopristiformes; Pristidae. The record is from RefSeq and is a predicted model, not a curated record. Bases 311 to 1597 code for a protein of 428 amino acids.